This is a messenger RNA of Zea mays, 942 nucleotides long. RefSeq lists its product as uncharacterized. The record is from RefSeq and is a predicted model, not a curated record. Gene Ontology annotation, biological process: lipid metabolic process. Lineage: Eukaryota; Viridiplantae; Streptophyta; Magnoliopsida; Poales; Poaceae. The coding region runs from base 1 to 456 and encodes 151 amino acids. The transcript is spliced from 4 exons.
AUGGCCUUGUCACUAGGUUUAGAUGGGCCUGAGGUUAGGCAGGAGCUGAUUUUGCUGCUCAGAUAUCUGAAGCAAUGCAUGUAUUUCUCGAAGAAGCCAUACAGCGUGUUUUUGGACUAUGGUGGUUAUGGCCAGAAUGAUGUUCUUAUAAAGAAAUCUAAGGCGAGGAUCCUGAAGCCUGCCUUCACAAUUGUCUGUGACAGAAGUAGCCAAUGCUUUCUCCUUUUCAUUAGGGGGGCUAUCAGUGUUAAGGAGCGGUUGACAGCAGCAACUGGCGCAGAGGUUCCAUUUCAUCACGUUGUGGUCCAGGAAGGUCGUGUCUCCAACCUAGUGUUGGGUUACGCUCACUGUGGAAUGGUUGUAGCAGCUCGAUGGAUUGCAAAACAAGCCAUUCCUUGCCUGAGUAAAGCAAUCGAGCAAUUCCCAGAAUAUGAGGUUAAGAUCAUUGGACAUUAAAUGGGAGCUGGGAUUGCAACAAUACUAACAUACAUCCUUCGCGAGAAUGAGAAGCUGGCAUCAUCCACUUGUAUUGCAUUUGGGCCAGGUACUGCACUGAGGAGUAUAGUUUUAUUCAAAGGAAGCUGGCAACAAUACUAUCUCCAGCAGCUUAUCAUCUGCAUAUCCAUAUUUAAUAUUGGCUGGCCUAUGCCAUAUGCGCUCUAAAUAGAUACACGAUCAAGCUUCAGAAGCGUAUAAGGUGGUGCCCGGAAGAAGUUUAAAUUCGAUCUUAAAAAAAGAGUGCCUACAUUCUGCAGUGUGGAUGGAGACUUUCAUUGUUAGGAUCUGUUCCUGCCCUUCAGGAAGUUGUUUAAACGUUUUGGUGGACCGUCUUUAACUUUUAUGCCUCUUCUAAAUGACUUCGUAUCAUUUCGAAACAGAUGAUUGGAUGGAAGAAACCGUCGAUGACAAUCAAAGAAUGAGACCUUUUUACCAUGCUCCAAA